Messenger RNA from Caenorhabditis briggsae, 1272 nucleotides. NCBI's taxonomy places the organism in Eukaryota, Metazoa, Nematoda, Chromadorea, Rhabditida, Rhabditidae. The record is from RefSeq and is a predicted model, not a curated record. Bases 1 to 1272 code for a protein of 423 amino acids. Gene Ontology annotation, biological process: regulation of calcium ion-dependent exocytosis; cellular response to calcium ion; regulation of dopamine secretion. Gene Ontology annotation, molecular function: phosphatidylserine binding; clathrin binding; calcium-dependent phospholipid binding. The transcript is spliced from 2 exons.
AUGGAACCGAAAGAACCGGAACUGACCCAGGAAGAGAUUGACCACAUUGCUUGGAUCGAGAAGAUUGCUGAACAGUCUUCAUUCGAACAAAUGACUGCACCACCGACACGUCCACCUGUACCAAUCAAAAUGGCAACAGUUGAUGAACCAGUGGUUGUCACUGAAGCUCAUGAGGAUGAAGACAGAUCCAGUGCCACGUCAGGAGCAGACUUCCAGCAAUCAUUCGAUCAUGAAGUCACUUACGAACGAUCAUCACCACUUCUUGAACCAGAUGAGGUACCAGUAAUGGAACCGAAAGAACCGGAACUGACCCAGGAAGAGAUUGACCACAUUGCUUGGAUCGAGAAGAUUGCUGAACAGUCUUCAUUCGAACAAAUGAAUGCACCACCGACACGUCCACCUGUACCAAUCAAAAUGGCAACAGUUGAUGAACCAGUGGUUGUCACUGAAGCUCAUGAGGAUGAAGACAGAUCCAGUGUCACGUCAGGAGCAGACUUCCAGCAAUCAUUCGAUCAUGAAGUCACUUACGAACGAUCAUCACCACUUCUUGAACCAGUUGAGGAACCAGUAAUGGAACCGAAAGAACCGGAACUGACCCAGGAAGAGAUUGACCACAUUGCUUGGAUCCAGAAGAUUGCUGAACAGUCUUCUUUCGAGCAAACGACUGCACCACCGACUCGUCCACCUGUACCAAUCAGAAUGGCAACAGUUGAUGAACCAAACAUCGUCACUGAAGCUCAUGAGGAUGAAGACAGAUCCAGUGCCACGUCAGGAGCCGACUUCCAGCAAUCAUUCGAUCAUGAAGUCACUUACGAACGAUCAUCACCACUUCUUGAACCAGUUGAGAUACCAGUAAAGGAACCGAAAGAACCGGAACUGACCCAGGAAGAGAUUGACCACAUUGCUUGGAUCGAGAAGAUUGCUGAACAGUCUUCAUUCGAACAAAUGACUGCACCACCGACUCGUCCACCUGUACCAAUCAGAAUGGCAACAGUUGAUGAACCAAACAUCGUCACUGAAGCUCAUGAGGAUGAACACAGAUCCAGUGCCACGUCAGGAGCAGACUUCCAGCAAUCAUUCGAUCAUGAAGUCACUUACGAACGAUCAUCACCACUUCUUGAACCAGUUGAGGAACCAGUAAUGGAACCGAAAGAACCGCAACUGCCCCAGGAAGAGAUUGUCCACAUUGCUUGGAUCGAGAAGAUUGCUGCACAGUCUUCAUUCGAACAAAUGACUGCACCACCGACACGUCCACCUAAUGGCAGCAGUUGA